AUGGUGUCUGCUUCCAAAGCUGCUCGCCAGGCCAAGCGUGCCGCCGAAGGUGGCGAGAAGAAGACCUCUAAACUAGCAGCCAAGAAGGCAGCCAAGGCUGGAGAGGAGACUCCCGAGUUGCAGGAUGGCGAUGGAGACGCUAUCCCUACCGGCGAUGAACCCGCGACCAAUGCGAAUAAGAUGAAGGAGGUUGAUAAGCUGACUGCACAAAUGGAUAAGCAUGGUCUAUCGGACCGAGUUACAACUGGUGUGUUGGCUUCAAUGGCCUCAUCACGCGAUGUCAAGAUCACCUCUGCCUCCUUGGUUUUCCACGGCAAGGUUCUUUUCAACGACAGCACCCUCGAGCUCAACUAUGCCCGACGCUACGGCCUGCUUGGUGAGAACGGAUGCGGUAAGUCGACGCUUUUGAAAGCCAUCGACAAGCGCGAGUUCCCCAUCCCGGAGCACAUCGAUAUUUACCUUCUGAAUGAAGGCGCCCCACCAAGUGAGCUUGGUGCUUUGGAAUGGGUUGUAAAGGAAGCCGAGAACGAGUUGGAACGUAUGGAAAAACUUGCUGAAGAUAUCUUGGAGAAAGACGGUCCUGAAAGCCCUGUCUUGGAAGAUUUAUACGAGCGUAUGGAAACUAUGGAUCCAUCGACCUUCCACACUCGUGCGUCUCUGAUCUUAACGGGUCUUGGAUUCAACAGUACUACUAUCCACAAAAAGACAAAAGACAUGUCCGGUGGUUGGAGAAUGCGUGUCGCUUUGGCUAAGGCUCUUUUCGUCAAGCCGUCCUUGUUGUUGCUCGACGACCCAACUGCUCACUUGGAUCUUGAAGCCUGUGUCUGGCUUGAAGAAUACCUUAAGAAGUGGGAACGUACCCUUGUUCUUGUGUCUCAUUCCAUGGACUUCUUGAAUGGUGUUUGCACAAACAUGAUCGACAUGCGCAUGAAGCAACUCCUGUACUACGGUGGUAACUAUGAUUCCUACCACAAGACUCGAUCUGAGCAGGAAACGAAUCAGAUGAAGGCAUACACCAAACAGCAGGAAGAAAUUGCCCAUAUCAAAAAGUUUAUUGCUUCUGCUGGUACUUACGCCAAUUUGGUCCGUCAAGCUAAGUCGCGUCAAAAGAUUCUUGACAAGAUGGAGGCAGAUGGUUUCAUCCAGCCCGUCAUUCCCGACAAAGUAUUUUCUUUCCGUUUCGCCGAUGUCGAGAAGCUUCCUCCCCCUGUGUUAUCGUUUGAUGACGUGACUUUCUCGUAUUCUGGAAAGCCUGACGAUACGCUAUACGAGAACCUUGACUUUGGUGUUGACAUGGAUUCCCGUACUGCUCUAGUCGGACCUAAUGGUGUUGGUAAAUCAACCCUUCUUCGUAUCAUGACUGGAAAGUUGAGCCCCAACAGCGGUCGUGUGACCCGUCACACUCACUUGAAGAUGGGUCUCUACAGUCAGCACUCUGCUGAGCAGUUGGAUUUGACCAAGUCCGCUCUCGACUUCGUGCGGGAUAAGUUCAGCACAAAGAGCCAGGACUACCAAUACUGGCGUCAACAGCUCGGUCGUUAUGGUUUGACUGGUGAAUCUCAGACUGCGCUUAUGGGUACAUUGUCCGAGGGACAGAAGAGCCGUAUCGUCUUCGCAUUGCUCGCUAUUGAAGCGCCAAACAUGCUGCUUCUAGACGAGCCGACUAACGGUCUCGAUAUCCCUACUAUUGACAGUCUUGCAGAGGCUAUCAAUGCCUUCAGCGGCGGUGUUGUCGUUGUGUCUCACGAUUUCCGUCUUCUGGACAAGAUUGCCAAAGAUAUCAUGGUCUGCGAGCACAAGACCGUUCGCCGAUGGGACGGCAGCAUUGGCGAGUACAAGAACUACCUGCGCAAGAAGAUGGUUGAAGCCGGAGCAGUCUAA
Molecule: messenger RNA, 1881 nt
Organism: Talaromyces atroroseus
Lineage: Eukaryota; Fungi; Ascomycota; Eurotiomycetes; Eurotiales; Trichocomaceae
Product: ABC transporter ATP-binding protein ARB1
Exons: 3
Coding region: 1-1881 (626 amino acids)
Molecular function (GO): ATP hydrolysis activity; ATP binding
Source: RefSeq, a predicted model, not a curated record